Molecule: messenger RNA, 384 nt
Organism: Spirodela intermedia
Lineage: Eukaryota; Viridiplantae; Streptophyta; Magnoliopsida; Alismatales; Araceae
Source: the annotation of a GenBank genome assembly
AUGGCCUCCAAGGGAAUUCGUAUUCUCCUCGCCGCCGUGGUCGUAUGCCUCCUCGUGGCGGCGCCCUGUGUGAACGCAGCUAUUACUUGCGGAAGGGUGGCUUCGUUGCUCGCUCCUUGCAACCCCUAUCUACGAGGUACGGUGCCUUCCCCGUCGCCUGCUUGCUGUGCUGGCGUGAGGACUCUGAAUUCGUUGGCAAACACGAAGCCAGACCGCCAAGCCGUAUGUAACUGCCUGAAGAGGUUGGCCGCGGCGGUCAACAUUGCCAGGGCACGCGCUCUCCCUGGAAGGUGUGGCGUCAGAAUCCCCUAUCCUAUAAGCGCCAGCAUCAACUGCGCCACGUACGUAAUUCUCCACCCCUUUUACUGCGAUAAGAUACGCUGA